This is a messenger RNA of Cavia porcellus (domestic guinea pig), 3291 nucleotides long. It is a transcript of the gene Thpo, whose product is annotated as thrombopoietin. Bases 1727 to 2785 code for a protein of 352 amino acids. Gene Ontology annotation, molecular function: hormone activity; cytokine activity. Gene Ontology annotation, biological process: positive regulation of hematopoietic stem cell proliferation; positive regulation of ERK1 and ERK2 cascade; cell population proliferation. The transcript is spliced from 6 exons. Lineage: Eukaryota; Metazoa; Chordata; Mammalia; Rodentia; Caviidae. Gene Ontology annotation, cellular component: extracellular region. The record is from RefSeq and is a predicted model, not a curated record.
GCCGGGGGCGCACAGAGGGGGAGGAGAGGCGGUCCCGGAGCCCCCCUCUGCCGACAGCCACAGGGUGAACCAGGACAUAUGUGUCCAGCCUGAGAUCCUCAGGCAGAGGUUGGGCCCGAGGCCUGGACCCGUCACUGAGGGGAGGACCCAUCCCUGCCUGAAGGAUGAAGACUUGUCUUUAAGGGUGACAGCCGAUCUCUCCCUGACCCUGGGUCUUCUGCACCCUUCUUCCCUCAGCCCUGGCUCUGGCUGCAUUCACAUCCCUCCUGAGGGUGUCUGCAUUCUAGGGCUCCCCGACAGGGACUUGGCCAGAAAUAGGCAGUGUUUCCCCUUGGGUGAGUGGCAGGGUUUUCUUCUCCACUCUCACUUGUCCUCAAACCCAUUCAACCAUCAUCCUGUCACUUUCCCAACCUCUUCCUUCACCCCAAGGACCUUCUUCUUCUCCAACCCACCCCCAGCCUCCUUUGUCCUGGUUUUCUGGUCUUAUGCCCUGUCCCCUCCCACCCACUCCCCCAUGAGCCUCCCCCAGCACCCUCCUUCCUAAUCUCGGGAGGCAUCUCGUCUGGCUGAACUGGAGAAUUCCGGGAUCUAGGCCAUCCUCUGUAGCGGACAGCCCUAUCCUUGGGAUGAGGAACAGGAGAGAGCUGGGAGAAGGGAGGGGUGGGGUCAGGAACCCCUGAAGACAGAGACUGUGGGGAGCCUGGGACUGAGGGAAAAGCCAAGGAGCCACAGCCAAAGGAAGAAGGGGGCCAGCAGCGAGGUACUUGCUGGAUGAGGUCCAACAGCUGUCUUUUCUGAGACAGGGACACAUGGGCACAGAGAUAAGUGGCCUUAGUUAGUUAUCCAAGCCCCUGGGCCCAGCAGACAAGCGCCCACCUGGGUAGGCACCCAGCUUCCAGCUUCCAGUCCCCUCCAGCUGAAUGCACCUUUGCCUAUAAUGUGACCCCUUACAAGAUCACUAAGAUAUACAACAUGCGCAUUUCCAAGGAGAAAAGACUGACAAGAGGGUCUCCUGGGUGGCAUGGGGCUGGACUCUGGGAAAGAAAAACAGGAAACAAGAGUCCUAUUGGAUUUUGACAGCAGGUGUGGUGUCCAGGGAAAAGAAAUUUGGAUAGCCAGCAACUGAAAACCCCGCCAAUCUAAAAUAAGACCUCCAAGACUCUUCCCCAGGGAUGAACACAUACUGCCAGAUCUCUCCUGAACAAAUCCUCCCCUCCUUUCCCACCUCUUCUCCAGCUGGGUCCCAGGUUUCCAGCUCCUAGGAAAAACUGGAUCCCCCUAUGUAAAUCUUCCCUGUGGUGUGUGUGGGUGGAGGAACUGGGCCUCAUUAGUGGACCAUGGUCCAGGGCAGGGGAUCCAGGCCCAGCACGGGUAGGAGGAGAAGGCGUCACUUCCGGGGGCCUUCGCCAGUGUCUAGUGGCUCUCUGCUCCCUGAUUGGGCAGAAGUGGCCAGGUCAGACGUGUGACCCCACUGCUAUGGAAGGGCUGUGCCCCAACGCCACAUGUCUUCCGACUCAUCUGCUCCCCAGAGUGCGGUCCACUGUGCACCUAAUCCCUUAAGCCCUUCUGCACCCGGACAGAUUCCAGACCCUCUUUCUCGGCCCACCUGUGCCCCACCCCACUCUGCCUAAAAGUGCAAAAGCCCAAGCCGCCUCCAUGGCCCCAGGAAGGAUUCAGCGGAGAGGUCCCGUACAGGGAGCCACUCCAGCCAGACACCCCAGCCAGAAUGGAGCUGACUGAGUUGCUCCUGGUGGUCCUUCUUCUCCUUACUGCAAGACUAACUCUGUCCAACCCAGCUCCGCCUGCCUGUGACCCCCGACUCCUAAAUAAACUGCUUCGUGACUCUCACGCCCUUCAUGGCAGACUGAGCCAGUGCCCCGAAGUGAACGCUUUGUCCACACCCAUCCUGCUGCCUGCUGUGGACUUUAGCUUGGGAGAAUGGAAAGCUCAGACGGAGCAGAGCAAAGCACAGGACAUUCUAGGAGCAGUGACCCUUCUACUGGAGGGAGUGAUGGCAGCACGGGGCCAGCUGGGACCCUCGUGCCUCUCUUCCCUCCUGGGACAGCUAUCUGGACAGGUCCGCCUCCUCCUUGGGGCCCUGCAGGGUCUCCUGGGGACCCAGCUUCCUCCACAGGGCAGGACUGUAGCUCACAAGGACCCCAAUGCCAUGUUCCUGAGCUUCCAACAGCUGCUCCGAGGAAAGGUGCGUUUCCUACUGCUUGUAGGAGGGCCCACACUCUGUGCCAGGCGGGCCCUGCCCACCACCACUGUCCCAAGCAGUACCUCUCUGUUCUUCACACUAAACAAGCUCCCAAACAGGACUUCUGCAUUGCUGGAGACCAACUUCACUGUCACAGCCAGAACGCCUGGCUCUGGACUUCUCAACACACUACAGGGAUUCAGCGCCAAGAUUCCUGGUCUGCUGAAUCAGACUUCCAGGUCUUCAGACCAAAUCCCUGGACACCUGAACAGGACACAUGGACCCUUGAAUGGAACUCAUGGACUCCUUCCUGGAGCCUCAGCCAGGGCCCUACAAGUCCCAACCAUUCCACCAGGAACUUCGGACACAGGCUUCUGGCCACCCUCCCUCCUGUACUUCCACUCAGCUUCCCCAGCCCCUCCUCCUGCUGGACAGUCCACACCUUUCUCUCCUCCACCCGCCCUGCCCACACCUGGAGCCCAGCCCCGCCCCCUGCUGCCUGAGCCUUCCAUCACAGCCAACUCCAGCAGCCCUCUGCUCACUGCAGCCCACCCUCACUCCCAGAAUGGGUCUCAGGAAGGGUGAGGGACCCACACAUGGCCACAGGGGAGGGCCCCGCCCGGCAACUGCAGCUCUACCAGCUUUUACCUACAAGCUGAAGCCCUGGCAGAGGAGCUGGCUUUCACUGGACAUUAUACAACUUCAGAAGCAUUUUUUUUUUUUUUUUUUUUUUUUAGCUAUUGACAAUAUGUAUUCAUCAGAGCAGCUAGUUAUCUUUGGUCUGUUUUCCGGGUCAUUUUGCAAAUCACUAUCAAUGUGUUGUUUUUCAUGAUAACCCUACGAAAGCCUGGCCUGGCCUGGCCUGACCUUUUGACAGAGGUAGAUUAACCUUGUGUCAGAAAAGUAAUUUCCUUUGCUUCAAGUUUAAGGCCCUCUAAUGCCCAGUUCAUUCUUGAUGGGCCUCAUUUGACCCUCUGUUUGAGAUUUUUACUCUUUGAUGAGUAACAGGUGUUGAUUAAAAAGGCCAUCGAAACACACAGAACAAAGCUUGGAAAAGAAUAAAUCAUGAGUAUGCGAGAGCUAACCAAAAA